This is a messenger RNA of Dermacentor albipictus, 3422 nucleotides long. RefSeq names its product GABA transporter (gene Gat). NCBI's taxonomy places the organism in Eukaryota, Metazoa, Arthropoda, Arachnida, Ixodida, Ixodidae. Gene Ontology annotation, molecular function: gamma-aminobutyric acid:sodium:chloride symporter activity. Gene Ontology annotation, cellular component: plasma membrane; neuron projection. The record is from RefSeq and is a predicted model, not a curated record. Gene Ontology annotation, biological process: sodium ion transmembrane transport.
GCAGCGCGAAACUUGUUGCGAGAAGCCGUCUCUUGUUGCGUGGAGGUGGUGCGGUUGUGUGGGUUUGCAUGUGCGUGCGCGCUUUAAUCUGCUUCCGGGGGAAGUGAUCAAGGAAGACGAGAGAUUGAUCCGGAAGUGUGCGUCACCUGUGUGUCAGACAGGGCCAUGUCGGAUAAAAAGCAACAUCCCUGCGAGCUCAACAACCUGAAAAGCGGCAGUGACGACGAAGGUCCGGUUGAAGAUGUGCAAGCACCACACAUGCCCGAGAGGGGACAGUGGACCGGCAAACUCGACUUUCUUAUGUCUUGCGUUGGCUACGCAAUAGGCCUGGGAAACGUCUGGAGGUUUCCCUACUUAUGCUACAAGAACGGAGGCGGAGCAUUCCUGGUUCCAUACCUGCUGACACUGUUCCUGGCGGGCAUUCCAACCUUUUUCCUCGAGACGUCUCUCGGGCAGUUCCUCAGCAUUGGCGGCCUCGGAGUUUGGAAGAUAUGCCCAAUCUUCAAAGGAGUGGGUUACGCAGCGGCGGUGAUGUCCUUCUGGCUGAACUCGUACUACAUCGUGGUGUUGGCCUGGUCCCUGUACUACAUCUACUCGGCCUUGUCGUCGGACGUCCCCUGGCGCUCGUGCGACAACUGGUGGAACACGCAAAACUGCCGCUCCGAGUACGAGCCAUUUAACUGCUCGGUGCAGCGGCCCGGUGGCGCCUGUCCCGAUCCCAGGUUCAUCAGGAGCCCCGUCAAAGAAUACUGGGAGGGCAAUGUGCUGCAGAUCACGGGAGGCCUGCACGAGCCCGGUGACCUACGCAUGCCGCUGGCCAUCACUCUCCUCAUAGCCUGGGUGCUGUGCUACUUCUGCAUCUGGAAAGGCGUCAAGUGGACGGGCAAGGUGGUCUACUUCACGGCGCUGUUCCCCUACCUCCUUCUCUUCAUCUUGCUGGUGCGCGGGCUCACGUUACCCGGCGCCUUUGAAGGCAUCAAGUUCUACGUCCUCCCGGACAUGAACAGGCUUUCCGAUUCGGUGGUUUGGAUUGAUGCUGCCACGCAGAUCUUCUUUUCGUACGGAUUAGGACUGGGUUCCCUUAUAGCACUAGGGAGCUACAACAAGUAUCACAACAACGUUUACAAGGACGCGCUGAUCGUCUCCUGCAUCAACAGCGGAACAUCUAUGUUCGCCGGCUUCGUCAUCUUCUCGGUGAUCGGUUUCAUGGCGCACUCGCAGGGCAAGGACAUUGCCGACGUCGCAGCCUCCGGUCCGGGCCUCGCGUUCCUGGCGUACCCGUCUGCGGUUCUGCAGCUGCCCAUAUCUCCGCUCUGGGCGGUGCUCUUCUUUCUCAUGAUUGUCAUGCUGGGACUGGACAGUCAGUUCUGUACACUGGAAGGCUUCAUCACUGCCGUUGUGGACGAGUGGCCCCGACUGCUCCGACCUCACAAGGAGAUCUUCAUCGCGAUCGUCUGUUUUGUCUCGUACCUCAUCGGACUCAGCUUCGUGACACAGGGUGGCAUGUAUGUGUUCCAGUUGUUUGAGUACUACGCUGCCAGUGGAUUUGCACUUCUAUUCCUGAUCUUCUUUGAAGUGGUCUCCAUAUCUUGGUCAUAUGGUGCUGAGCGGUACUACAAGAACCUCGAAGACAUGAUCGGCUACCGACCGUGCAGGUGGUGGAAGUUCUGCUGGGUCUUCCUGACACCAUGCGUCUGCUUUGGAGUGUUCGUGUUCAGCCUGGUGCAGUAUCGGCCGUUGAAGUACAUCGACUACGUGUACCCCUGGUGGGGCCAACUCGUUGGCUGGAUCCUUGCCCUCUCCACCAUGCUCUGCAUCCCUGGAUACGCUGUAUACAAGUUCAUCGUCACACCAGGGGACCUGCGCACGCGCUGCAAGGAGCUGUUCCGCCCGGACGUGGACAUCGCGACCGAGAUCCGAGCUCGCAAGCACCGAGAGAGGAGCAUCACAUCGACCGACGUCUGAGCGCGGCACGAACAUUCCGGUGGCAUCCUUCAAGCAUGACGAACGCUUUGCUGUCGACACCGGCGGCGUUGACGCGCGCCGGCGGAGAGCACUGCCUCUGCACGUGGCCGUUUUGCAUUUGUACUCCGUACUCAUUAAGACGCUCAAACAUUUGAUCAUGGCUCGUAACCGUCUUAAUUUCGGUGUUUAUAUCAACAUGGAGAGUGCUCGACUGUAGUCACUGUUUUACUUAAACGCAGCAUUUUUCGUGACCGCCUUAGCUAACACACAUUGCAAUUAUGUAUCAGGUGCGGUAAGUACAGAUUGGUCCCUUUUUCCACGAACAAAGUUCGAAGAUCGAUCCCGCAACAAUGGUAUUAAUUUGAUAACAUUCGCAGAAUGCGCACGUUACACGUUGGUGCCGGUACAGGCAUUUUGCGACCUGGCUCUUUCCGCUCUUCUCUCAGGAGACGCUGACGAUUUAAAUUUUUUCAUCACAGAUGCUGAGCAUAUAUCCUUUCGUGUACAGAGUUUAGCGUUUAAGAACUUCACUGCUAGGCUCCCCUAAAGAGGCGCUUCACGGACACCUGGAGAAGAAUUCCCUUCUCUGUUCACGCAAGUACCAAACAAAAAGGCUCGUGAAUGAGCGGUUGGCCUUCGUCAGACCCAUGGCCACGCGAAAUAUAUGUUUAUUUAUCUAUGAAAACAGUUGUCUCUUAUAACUGCUGAGACCAGAAGACCUGCGCAACCGUAACCGCUCUACGGGUAAGCGUAAUGCAUCAGCUAACGCAUGCGUGUGUAAGUAUCUGUGUUUUGUUCUUAGAUGAAGCCUAUCAAGAUGAGCCCGUGGGUGCAUCUAAGUGCUGUGCGCACUCCGUAGAUCGAAGUGUUGUCAUUUCGCCCGUUGUAGCCGCCACUUAGUCUUAUUAGACCAUGAUUAUAUGUUUGUGCUUCAUGGUCAUAAAUGUGUCGUCCCUUGCCAGCCUCUUCUAUAACACAGCAACCAAGAAAAAUGUUCCAUGUUCACCUCGCCAGGUUACACACUGACAUCUGAAUAUGUAAUCUUUUGGGUUGUUGGUAUUUCUGAGUGUUAGAUGCACAAUCAUUUCGCGCAAUUCAUCUCAGAUAUUGAGUAUACUGUACAGCCCGUUCACACCACGAAAGUCUUACAUGUACUCGAACGUCUGUAGCGUUGUAGAAAGCAUAAAUUCAUGUAUACAUCUUAGCUGUAGUCACUUCAGAUUUGACUUCCUGGUGUUUCCGCGUGUGACCUAGGUACUUUUUCACUGAAUGGCGACAUGCGCAUUAUCCUUCUGUGGUAAUGACAAGCACUUUCGGAUGCUGUAUAUGUUCUCACAGGAAACAUCGCAUCACUGUGUGGCUAGUAGAAUCAAUAUGUCACCCUCGCUUCCUGUAGUCAUGAACGCGCUGUAUUCAUGUAUUCCGAGCAUGAAAAAUAACAAAAUUUCAUUACUGGA